AUGGAGCUCGAGCAGGUUUUGUGGUUGAGCAGUGGCGGUGGUGGUGGUGUCUCUACUUCUCAGUUUCAGGGAGGCUAUGCCUUUUAUCAUGGGCUUCAAAUCUUAGAAGCCACUAAUAACAGUGACAUACAAAUACAACAACCUAUAGAGAUUAUUGAUUUGGAGAAUGAUUCAAAUGGUGAAACUGUUACGAACAAGGGUUGUUUUGAUCACAUAGCAAUUACAAAGUCCGACACUUUCAAUGAUUUGAUGGAGGCGAUUCUAAGAUUUGAAAAAAACACUAAAUGUAUUGAUGAGACUAAUCAUAAUGAAGCUCAAGCCGAAGUUAGAAAGGUUUCUAAGAAGUUGAAGGCUUUAAACUUUCGAGCAUCAUUACUCAAAAUUGGCAUAUGGGAGGAAGUUGCUGAACAGGUAGAAGGGUUGAUUGUAAGGUGUUACUUUGCAAAGGAAAAACUGGCUUGGGAAAUUUCUCGAAAGCAAUCUUUGAAGAAAAAAAUUGAAAUAAAGUGGUCUGAUAUUUUAGCGAUUAGAGCUAAAAUUAUGGAAGAUGGUACUGGAGUUCUAGAAAUUGAGCUUAAUAGGCCCCCUUCAUUCUAUGAAGAGAGUACUCCGAUUCCAAGACAGCAUACUAUAUGGAAUAUUAGUUCAGACUUCACUGGUGGUCAAGCACUUAAUUAUAGGAUGCAUUAUCUUGAAUUUCCUCCAGGAGUCCUUGAAAAAUACUACAAGAAGCUCCUAGAAAGCAACGAGUUGUUAAUGCUGAGCCAAAACCCUUUCUUAAGUCUAAGUUCUCCCUACUUCAACUGCAAUUUCUCGGGUGCAAAAAGGAAACGUGCAAUUAGCAGUAGUACAAACCACAUGUACAAUGGAGAACAUGGGAUGGAUAAUCAUGAUUACUUGAGUUCAAGUUCCAUGCAUUCGCAGUCUAGGAGUUGGCAACCUCCUCACCAAGUUUCUUAUGGGAAUUUGAUGAUGCAUCGACCCCGGGAAGGCUGGAAUAACUCAUUGUAG
This is a messenger RNA of Quercus lobata, 1011 nucleotides long. RefSeq lists its product as uncharacterized. Bases 1 to 1011 code for a protein of 336 amino acids. The transcript is spliced from 5 exons. The record is from RefSeq and is a predicted model, not a curated record. NCBI's taxonomy places the organism in Eukaryota, Viridiplantae, Streptophyta, Magnoliopsida, Fagales, Fagaceae.